AUGGCCGUUAUUCACCAACGUGUCGGCAUACUCCUUGUACACCUUUCCAAGAGAAACUGCCUGUUCAGAGGAGUGGUCAACGGAACUUGGCUCAGCAGAUUGGAAAGCCAGCACUUUCUCGAUGGUUUCUUCCAAAGCCUUGAAAUGAGCAUCAGCUGGAGUAAUGGAUUCGUCGCUGUCCUUCAGGAAAUAGGUUUCCAAGGUGUCCAACUCGGAAAGCCAGAUGGAAGCAACUUUGUCAAGAGCGUUACCGGCAAUGUAACAAGUGAUGGCAUUGCUACGGGCGUUCUCAACAGACGAUUCAAGCAAUCUGUCACCCAAUUUGACAAAGUUCUCGUUGAAAGCUGGAGUUCCUUCGCUGUGAGCAAGAACAGAGCCUGCAAUGUCUUUCCAGGAUUGGAUGUCGGCAUUCUCAACAACAUCGUCAACCUUUUCGUUGGAAACACUGUAUAG
This is a messenger RNA of Ogataea philodendri, 453 nucleotides long. RefSeq lists its product as uncharacterized. The coding region runs from base 1 to 453 and encodes 150 amino acids. NCBI's taxonomy places the organism in Eukaryota, Fungi, Ascomycota, Pichiomycetes, Pichiales, Pichiaceae. The transcript has a single exon. The record is from RefSeq and is a predicted model, not a curated record.